AUGAAAGAAAGGAACCAGAGAAAGCAAAUUCUGGAACUUACUUCUAUUGCUGGAAACAUGCUAAAUGAUUCUGAAGCCAUCAAAGAGGAGAUUGUGGCUUUCUACAAGUCAUUGAUGGGGUCCGCUGCUGAUUCACUUCCUGCUAUAGAUAAACUGGUGAUGCAAAAAGGUCCAAACCUUACACAACAACAAAUAAUUUCCCUAUGUAAAGAUGUGACUGAAGAAGAGAUCUAUGAAGGGCUAUGCUCUAUUGGAGAAGAUAAGACUCAUGGUGUUGAUGGUUCCAAGAUCCUUGCAUCAAGAAUGCAAGGAGUCAUUACCAUAGUUAUCAGUGAAGCUCAGGCAGGGUUUGCACCUGUGAGGAAGAUUGUUGAUAAUAUAAUCUUAGCACAUGAGUUGGUGAAGGCAUAUUCUAGAAAGAAAAUCCCUCCUCGAUGCAUGAUCAAGAUUGAUUUGCAAAAAGCUUAUAACUCUGUGGAAUGA
Molecule: messenger RNA, 483 nt
Organism: Nicotiana attenuata
Lineage: Eukaryota; Viridiplantae; Streptophyta; Magnoliopsida; Solanales; Solanaceae
Exons: 2
Coding region: 1-483 (160 amino acids)
Source: RefSeq, a predicted model, not a curated record